Molecule: messenger RNA, 996 nt
Organism: Populus trichocarpa (black cottonwood)
Lineage: Eukaryota; Viridiplantae; Streptophyta; Magnoliopsida; Malpighiales; Salicaceae
Product: cysteine proteinase inhibitor 6
Exons: 4
Coding region: 74-781 (235 amino acids)
Molecular function (GO): cysteine-type endopeptidase inhibitor activity
Source: RefSeq, a predicted model, not a curated record
UUAAAACCUUAGAGAAGGGUAAAAAUCCAACACCAAGACAAGAAGUCCCCACAAAUAUAUAAAUACGAAGCCCAUGAUCUCCCCUUCCUUCAUCUCUCCAUUACUCACACUAGCUGUUGUCCUUGCCGUUACAAUCACCCCUCAAAUUUCUGCCUCUGGAGGAUUCUGUCAGGAGAAAAUGGCCACUCUCGGCGGCGUUCACGACUCUCAAAGCUCCCAAAAUAGCGCCGAGAUCGACAGCCUCGCUCGCUUCGCUGUCGAUGAACACAACAAGAAAGAGAAUGCGAUAUUGGAGUUUGCGAGGGUAGUGAAGGCGAAAGAGCAAGUGGUUGCGGGGACAAUGCAUCAUCUUACGAUUGAAGCGGUUGAAGCGGGGAAGAAGAAGCUUUAUGAGGCCAAAGUCUGGGUUAAGCCGUGGCUUAACUUCAAGGAGUUGCACGAGUUCAAGGAUGCCGGUGAUGUUCCUGUGUUUACCUCCUCUGAUCUCGGUGUCAAGAGAGAUGGUCAUGCUCCUGGAUGGCGAGCAGUGCCAGUGCAUGAUCCUUCAGUCCAAGAUGCAGCAGUUCAUGCUUUGAAGUCCAUCCAGCAGAGGUCCAACUCUCUGUUCCCUUAUGAACUUCAAGAGGUCGUUCAUGCAAAUGCUGAGGUGGUAGAUGAUUCUGCAAAAUUUGAUAUGCUUCUCAAGGUGAAGAGGGGAAGCACUGAAGAGAAAUUCAAGGUAUUGGUGCACAAGAACAAUGAGGGCAACUACCAUCUCAAUCAGAUGGAGCCACAUGCCUGACUUCACAACUUCCUGUUUGACGUGCUAAAAUGGCAAUAAACUAGAAAUAUCUGGUAGUUUACAGUGUAAUCGUUGUUGUGUUGUGAAUGGCUGAAAGCACUGAAUGCUGAUGCUAAUCAGUGUUAUGAGAAGAACAUGCAUGGAAUUUUAAAACAUUGUCUCUGGACGUGUAGGUUCUCUAUUAUCAGGAAAAUAUAUGAAAAUUGACAGAUCUA